CACAGAGGACCAGUUCAUGUGGGCGCAGGGAGCUUCAUGUCGAGGAUGCCGGCAUGAGUUGCUGGGUUGGAAAUAUCCUGGCGCUGGGUUCCUCUCAUCACGCAGGGCGCUCCCGGUUGCUGCACCCGUAAAACUCCGCAAUGCCCGCCGACCCAACACCACCGCCGCCAAGGAGACCGCGUCGGCCGCGGCCGCCGCCGCCGGAAAGGGAGAGGGUAUUAAGGCGUUUUUGCCGCACCACCUCUCCCCUCGCUGGAACGAGCGCCACGACAUCUGCGUCUUCGGCACUCACCUUUGUCGGCUGUCUCUCAGCGAGGCGGCCGGGCACCUGUCGUUCGUUUGCUUGGGGAUAGGCUUCUUGGAGACGGAGUUGCUGCCGCUGAGAGUCUACGCGGCCGCGGGCGUGUCGGCAUCAAUCGUCUUCCAGUACUACAGACCGCAGCCGUUGUGGAUACCCAUAUCUUGGAACUUUGUGUUUCUCGCCAUCAACAUCGGUAUGGCGGGAGUCCUGCUCAAGGAGGAGCGCGACGCUACGCGGCAGGACCAAGAAACGGCUGCCCUCUACGACAAGACGUUUCGUGAAUCAGGACUAACCGCGGUGGACUUCAUGAAGAUCAGAGGCAUCUCGGAGGACUGGAGGCAUCCCGCAGGUGAUGUCCUGGCAGAACAAGACGUGACGCAGAAGAGGCUGUAUCUCGUCAUGGAGGGGGAGCUGCAGGUGUCCAAGGGCGGCAACGAUAUUGCCCCCGUUAAAGCGGGAGAAUUCGCGGGAGAGAUGAGCUUUCUUCGGCACGUUCGAAGGGAGUGCGAAGGAUCGGCGGGGACCCCCGAAGUAUGUGACUGUGUCGCUGUCGCCAAUGUGAAAGUGAAGCACGGUGGAGCCAAGGUGACGUCAUGGCAGUUCGACGAGUUGAGAGACCUGCUGGCGCACAAUCCUAACAUGUCGGUCCGUUUCCACGCCGCCCUAGCCAGGGCGAUGGUGUCCAAGCUGGUGGACACGCACAACCCCGCGGUCAAGUACCGGCAGUUGCUCACGGGGGUGCUCGUGGAUGGCGUCGUGACAACGAUGGAGAAGGACGAGCUCGAAAAGAUGCGGCAAGACAUGAGCGUGGACGAAGCCACACACACGGCAGAGCUCAAGGCUGCGGGUUGGAGUACCCAGGAGUUCGACCAAGGCUACCAAGACGAUUUUUCGACUCGGACGUACGAAGCACUGGCGAAGGAAGUCCUGCGCGACGGCACCGUCAACGACAAGGGCAGAACAAAGCUUCGGAUACACCGUCAAAACAACGGUGUAGACUCGCUACACCACAUGCGCGUGCUGAAGAAACUGGGCUGGAGUCUCGACCAGUUGGAAGAGGGGACGACGGCAAGUCACCGUACCCCCCUCUCGACAACGGCGCCGGCCGGUACGCAGCCUUCAACGUGACGGAGGAAGAACUCGAUCUCGAAAGGGUAGUCUCUCUAUGAGGUCAUCAUGUUUGCUUUCUAAAAAGUAAUCUGUUCCUCUGCAGGAAGUGAGGUCAUUCACAAAUCGAGGCAAAAGGUGAGUUUCUCGUUUUCUGUGUUAUUUCAGAAGGCAACCUCGGCGUGUGUUAUUUUCUCGGCACUCCCUGAAGUCUACCGGAAGAAACGGUGUUUGGGUACUCUCGGUAGAGGGCAGAAGGGGGG
Molecule: messenger RNA, 1671 nt
Organism: Ectocarpus sp. CCAP 1310/34
Lineage: Eukaryota; Phaeophyceae; Ectocarpales; Ectocarpaceae
Source: the annotation of a GenBank genome assembly